Molecule: messenger RNA, 3771 nt
Organism: Dunckerocampus dactyliophorus (ringed pipefish)
Lineage: Eukaryota; Metazoa; Chordata; Actinopteri; Syngnathiformes; Syngnathidae
Product: oocyte zinc finger protein XlCOF28-like
Exons: 5
Coding region: 1271-3334 (687 amino acids)
Cellular component (GO): nucleus
Source: RefSeq, a predicted model, not a curated record
GGGGGGGGCAAGCAACAAUAGCUAGAAAGCGCUCUGAUCUAAGUUAAAUAAUGGCAAUAAUAUAUGCCCACAAUUGGACACGCUGUUUUAACUAACUGGCGUGAAAAUUAGAGUGGAGCAGAAAUAUUGACCUGUAUCUGGAAUAAAUACUGGCGGCUUUUUUUUCUAACCUGGGGGAGACGUUUAAACGCUCAGGUUGGUGUCUAUUGUCUGUUGUUAAGGUUCACUAGGCAAAUCUGCGAGGGUUCUUCUCAGUUGCAAUUGCUUAAGCAGCAAAUCUUGCGUCCCAGUCUUUUAGUUAUGUGGUUAACCAAGAGGAACAUUUUGAUGAUUGGCGUCUCGGUGUGGCUAAUCGUACCGCUAAUUGCUAAUUGUGAACGCCGACCAGUGGCUAGCAUGCUGGCUACCCACAAUCUGUUGGGAUUUGUGUUAUUACGACCAAAUUAAACCAUGGCGUCAGUGCUGGGAAGGGGAUUUAUAGAAAGCGUUAUAUGUGAGACAAAUAUUCAUACGUUGAUUGGAUGAAGGCGAAAGUGGGGCGACAGCCAGUCCCACCUAGCUAAUGCUACUAAGCUAGCAGGUCAAUCAAGUAUCAUGGUGGAAUCGGUGUCUUUACAUCCAACCCACUUAUCAACGCUAUGUAACAACACGUUACACCUGAUUAGUUAAUUUCUAAUCAUGUUAAUCGUCCAUUCCCCCUAAAGGCAGCAUUAUGUGAAGGCCUGGCUAGGUUCACGCCCCCUUCCUAACAAAGCAUCUUCCCCGUUGGUGUGUCCUUGAGCGUCACAAUGGAUGACUUCCAGGUAGCAGGGAGGCACUGUUGGAAAUUGACUGGCAACCAGGAUGCACUGGAGCUGACCAACUGACGAAUAACACACAGAAGCCUUCUAAGACAUGCAAUAAUAAAUUUUGUAAACCUCUUGUCUUCAGGGGUGAACAAGUGAGCAGGAGCCUUUCCCAGCAUCGGGUUACACCCUGAACUGGUGGAAACAAACAUUUUACACUCACAUUCACACGUUUUGAGAAGUCUCGAGUUAACCUAACAUGUAUGUUUUGGACUGUGGGAGGAAGCCCCUGCAGGAAGGGAGAGACCAUGCAAACUCCACAAAAACAUGUCCUAACACAUUUUAAGAUGGAUGUUAAUUGUACAACCACUGGAUUAAAGUCCUUACACAAGUUUUACAAAAGAUAUUAAUCAUAUCAUGCAGUUAAAUCACCAUGUAUCAGAAACCUCUCUGUGUGAUGCACUUCCCCUGAAUUAUCAGCAAUUAUGAUUAAUUACGCACCCUCCUUUCUUGGACAGGGGUCCACUGUUGCCCCCUCCACAGAGAUGGGCUCAGAGAGCCCCAAGCACUUUGGAGCAUAUGUGAUGAUGACUGAGGAGGAGGAGGAUCAGCAAGAUAUUGGCCCCCUCAUCAACUCUGAUGGAGAAGAAGUGGAUUUGUCGGAUCUCAGAGAGAGCACCAUGUCAGGCAGUGGAGCGGCAGAAACCCCCUCCAUGGCAUUCAGUCAGAGCGAGAAUGAAAAGCCACCCUCUUUCCAUAGCUGUACCGUGUGUGGUAAAGACUUCCCAUAUGCCUCCAAACUCCAGCGUCACCUGCGCACUCACACUGGAGAGAGGCCUUUCCCGUGCUCCAUGUGCGAUAAGAGAUUUCCCGAGAAGGGUCUGCUCAUGAUCCACGAAAGGGUCCACACGGGGGAAAAGCCCUUCCCGUGCACUUUCUGUGAGAAGCGGUUCGCCAGCCAGGGCGAGCUCAGGCUCCACAGGAGGACUCACACUGGCGAGAGGCCGUACCACUGCUCCAUUUGUCUGAAGAGCUUCUCUCGCCACUGGCACCUCAAGACUCACCUGGACGCCAUGCACUCCGAGGUGGUCGCCGGCUUCACCAGGAAGAAGUUCCCGUGCUCGGACUGUGACAAGAGCUGCAACUCGGCCGCUGAGCUGAGGGACCACCAGAGGACUCACACUGGUGAAAGGCCCUAUCAGUGCUCCUUCUGCGACAAGAGGUUCGCCUUGUCAGGAACGCUGGUCAGACACGAGCGCCUCCACACCGGAAUCACGCCGUACCACUGCUCAGACUGUGGGAAGACCUUUGCGCAGCAGUGGACACUGACCACACACAUGCGGACGCACACGGGCGAGAAACCAUACAGCUGCACGCAGUGCGACAAGUCUUUUGUGGCACCCGGGGAGCUUCGGAGGCACACCAGGAUCCACACGGGGGAGAAGCCGUACGCCUGCGCAGAUUGUGGCAGACAAUUCUCGCUGGCUGGAACCCUCAGGAACCACAAGAAGUCCUGCACACAGAGCAAACAUGGACCACUUCAAACUGCAGCUGGUGAAUCAUCCCAGAGAGAAAUCACCAAUGUCAGCUCAGAGGUGUCUGCCAAUCAAUCUGUACCAAAUGUUGCGGCUUCCGCCGCCACCUCUUCAGAGGACAUCAACUGUGACCGAGUAACCCAGGAUGGUAAUGACUCUGAAGAACAAGAACAGGAUCCAUUCGGUCUGCAAAUGAAUGUAGUCGUGAAAGAGGAGGAAGAGGAGGAGCCUUUGUGCGAUGAAGCUUUGAGUCCAGAGUGUCCUACUGAGGAAAAUAAUGUAGCUACAGUGAAGGAGGAGGAAGUACAGGCUAUUCACACCACCCCAAAGCUUCUCAAUCACGUGGUCAUCUCUCCAACAUCACCAGUUAAGGAUCAGCGUAACAACAAUAGCAACAAGAAGACCAGAAGCUCUUUCUGCUGUGGCCUCUGUGGAAGAGACUGCCACAAGAUGUCAGCGCUACAAAUCCAUAUGCGCAUCCACUCAGGAGAGAAACCCUAUCAGUGUGCUCUGUGUGGCAAGCAGUUCACCCAGAAAGGUCAGCUGAAAGGCCACCAGAAGGUCCACACAGGGGAGAAGCCUUUUUCCUGCCCCGAGUGCGGCAAGUGCUUUGCCCACUCUGGCGCAAUGAACCGACACCGGCUCACACACACGGGGGAGAAGCCCUACCACUGCUCCCUGUGCGACCGCAGCUUCAACCAGUCGGGACGUCUGAGGGAACAUGAGAAGACACACUUCGGGGACAAGCUAAAUUGUCCUGAGUGUGACAAGACAUUCACGCGGGCCUCAAGCCUCAAGAACCAUGUGAGGCUCCACACGGGCGAGAGGCCAUACAACUGUGACGUAUGUGGGCGGGGCUUCAGCCGCUCUCAGAGCCUCAGGCUUCACAAGCGUAAACAUGAGCUGAUGCAUGUGAAGGAGGAGUCUGGCUUCAGUGUCGACGACUUAUCAGACAAUAGCUCCUCGUUAAAUAUGUGUAUAACGGUUAAAAAUGAAGAGGAUAUAUUUCUAUAAACCACACUUGACGGCUCAUUUUAGAUUGUAGAGGAAAGGUAACGUUAACACGGUGGUCACAUUCAAACAAAAAGUAAUUUUCUUCAUCAGUGAUCACAAAACAGUAUAUUUUACUCACAUUUUACAAUAUUUAUGGUAGUUUUAAGGUCUGUGAUUUCACUUUGUUCAAUGCAGUAUUUUGUUACCUAAUCCUGUUUUUGGACUGGCUUGUGCAUUUGUAGCAGAUGCAACUGAAAUACAUGUAGUAAGGUAAUUAUGCAUAGUAAAAGUAGUCAUCCAUUUAAAAACAAAUGUGGUUAUAUUUAUCUUGUGUAUGCCAAAACCAAUGUUUUUCUUUGUCGCCAUUUUUUGUUUUAUUAAAUUUUUAACUAAUUAAAUAUUUGGUUCACGUUGUUUAGCCUGUUUUGGGAGGUUAAAUCAGUGUUGUAAAUAAAGAA